Messenger RNA from Puma concolor (puma), 1347 nucleotides. RefSeq names its product polypeptide N-acetylgalactosaminyltransferase like 5 (gene GALNTL5). Lineage: Eukaryota; Metazoa; Chordata; Mammalia; Carnivora; Felidae. Gene Ontology annotation, cellular component: Golgi apparatus. Gene Ontology annotation, biological process: spermatid development. The record is from RefSeq and is a predicted model, not a curated record.
AUGAGAGGCAUUUUAAUUCAAACUUUACUGUAUGGAUCCUUGACAUUUGGGAUCUGGACAGCUCUGUUGUAUGUAUUUAUUAACCACAAUCAUGUGAGCAACUUGGAGAAGAAAACCCAGGAGCCUGCCUCGAUUUGGUCCCUUGAAAAAAAAUUUCAUCGGCAAGAUACUCAUGGCUCAGAGGAAAUUCCAAGACCAUAUGUGAGAUUUGAAAGUCCUGAUGAAGAAGAAACCAAACCACAGAAAUCCUUUUUCAAAUGGAGUAAGGAUUUUAACUAUUCAAGCUCAGAAUUUGUUGAUGGAUUUUUAAAAUAUGGAUUUAACGCCAUUCUCAGUAAAAGCUUGGGCAGUGAGAGAGAAGUGCCAGAUACCAGAAAUAAAAAGUGUUUUCAAAAACAUUACCCAGCCAACCUACCUACUGCCAGCGUUGUCAUCUGCUUCCACAACGAGGAAUUUAACGCCUUGUUCCGGACCAUGUUCAGUGUCGUAAACCUCACCCCACGCCACUUCCUUGAAGAAAUUAUUCUGGUAGACGACAUGAGCGACUCUGAUGAUUUGAAAGAAAAACUAGACCACCACCUGGAAAUUUUUCGGGGAAAGAUUAAAUUAAUAAGAAACAAAAAGAGAGAGGGACUGAUCCGAUCACGGAUGAUAGGGGCCUCUCGUGCUUCAGGGGACGUUCUGGUGUUCCUGGAUAGCCACUGCGAGGUGAAUAAAGUGUGGCUGGAGCCCCUGCUGCAUGCCAUUGUCAAGGACCCCAAAAUGGUGGUGUGUCCUCUGAUAGAUGUCAUUGAUUCUGUGACCCUAGAAUACUGGCCCUCUCCUGUUGUAAGGGGUGCUUUCAACUGGCACCUACAAUUUAAAUGGGAUAAUGUCUUCUCUUAUGAGAUGGAUGGACCAGAAGGACCCACUCUACCCAUUCGGUCACCUGCAAUGGCUGGGGGAAUUUUUGCUAUAAAUAGGCAUUACUUUCAUGAGAUCGGACAGUACGACAAGGGCAUGAACCUCUGGGGAGCAGAAAAUUUGGAGCUUUCGUUAAGGAUCUGGAUGUGUGGAGGCCAACUCUUUGUAUUCCCCUGCUCGCGGGUAGGACACAUCAGUAAACAGCGCUUUCCAAAUCAACCUGAGUUUGCAGAAGCCAUGACAUAUAACAGUCUCAGACUGGCGCACGUUUGGCUGGAUGAAUACAAGGAGCAGUUUUUUUUACGAAGACCUGGCCUGAAAUCUGUUGCCUAUGGAAACAUUAGCGAGCGUGUCGAGUUAAGGAAACGAUUGGGUUGCAAAUCAUUUCAGUGGUAUUUGGAUAAUGUCUUCCCAGAACUGGAGGCAUCUGAGGGCAGCAGAUGA